AUGGCAAAUAAAAUUGGAGAUUCUCGAAACACAGAUCACUUAUUUGGGAACCAUACCAGCGAUGGCCGUAAUGGCCCUGCUUAUGAGAGAGAGAUAAAGUUGGAGAAAUUCAGUCUGAUUUCUGUUGUUUAUGAAUCCAUUUUAAAUGAUUACUCGUUGUCUCAGUUUUUAGGUCUACCCCAUAACCAAAAGUGCAACUUGUAUUUCAAUACGUUAACUAAGAAUAACGUCGAUUGGAAGUUUUUCAAUUACUCAAGUGCAAUCCCUUUAAAUGAUUCCAUUACUCAUUCGGACUAUAGUUAUCAAAAAUCGAUAUACAAUGGACUAUCAAACUACGUUAAUGAGAACUUGAAUGACAGCGAAUCUGAUAACAAGGAAAAAAUCAAACAGCUUGAAUCACAGUAUGACAAAAUAUUGGAUAAUAAUAACAGAAUUGAAAAAAGAAUGGUUGAUUCAAUUAACCACUUGAGAAUAUUUGCCAAUUGUUAUUUAAAUCCAAAUUUCCAAAAUUCGAAACUCAAUAAACCUCAAGCUAGAACUAUCAAGUCUCUAAAUAUUCUAAAUCACAAAGAUGUUCAAUUAUUAUCAACCAAAUCAACCAAAAACAUUCAACCGCAUUUAUUCAAAACCACUGAUUCAACAAAUACAAAUUGUUCAAUAAUUGAAUCAAACUUAUUUCCCUGGUUUUCAAAAAUCUUACCAACUUAUACAAGAUGGACAAAUCAAUCCACACCUAUUAAUCAAUUGCCUAAAAUCGACGAUUACUUGCCAAACAACAAUCUAUUUAAUAUCGAAGAUCAGCUCCGUUUCAAUUACAACUACAAUUUAUCUUCAUUCAACACUUAUGCUUAUUAUGCUCUGAUAAAUUUAGAUCCCUUGGUUGAUAAUUCCUACCAGCAAUCUGAUCUAAACACUCCCAAUACAAAUGAUAUAAAUAUCUUUAACGAAAAUGAUACAAAAAUUUUUAAUGAAAAUGAUAUAUAUACUGCUAAUGAAAGCGAUCAAAAAAAUGAAAAGACUGGCAUCUUGAAUAAUUUAUACAAAAAUGUCUACGACAUGAACUAUUACAGCAAAAUUAAAAUAUUUAAUGACAACACUCACGACAACAAUAACGAUAACAUCAAAAUAAAUAAUAAAUUUGAUUCCUGUAUAAUGAAUCACUUAAAAAACUCCUUAAAUGGCAAGGGCAUUGCAUUAUCUGCUUCGGACGAACAUUUAGAUCAAAUUAUCAGUUUAAUAGUUCUAUUAAGAACUUUAGACAACAAUUUACCUAUCCAAAUUGUUCACAAAGGUGAUUUGUCUCAGCAAAGUAUAACCAAAAUUAUUAAAAUCUCAAGAGAUUUAUCAAAUACAUAUUUAAUAUCCAAAAAAAAUUUAUCAACUUAUAACUCCCUAAUAAAUUAUUUGAAAAAUUUACUACUUGAAAUUCAAAAUAAUGAUGAAACCCCUCAACAAGAAAAAAACAACCUAUAUAAUUUACUUUUAAAAUCAGUUCAAAGAUUUAAUGUUAAAACGAUUCUACCUCCUCAAGAGGUUUGGUUUGUUGAUGUUUCAAAUUCAAUUGAUCCCAACUAUAAAGGCUACUAUAAAAAAUUUUCUAACAAAAUGCUAGCUUAUUUUUUCUCGUCAUUUAAACAUGUCUUAUUGAUGGACGUCGAUACUGUCCCAUUAAUCAAUCCAAUUUUCUUCUUUAACCAUAAAUAUUACUCAAAUAGUUUUAAAAACAAUCAAGCCUUUUUUUUCAAAGAUAGAGAAACUGAAGAUAAACAUGAUAUAUCCGACUCAUUUUUUUACAAAAAACUAAUGCCCAACAAAAUAGACCAGCUUUUAUUUGAUAUUCCACCAGUGUCAAAUUUUACAUUAAAUAACCAUUUUUUACACGAUGAUAAAAAUUGGCAUUUUUUCAUGGAAGCCGGAAUAGUCUCAAUUAAUAAAAAAAAACAUUUUUUGGGAGCAUUAGCUUCAAUGCAAUUAUUAUUCUGGGAACCUGCUUAUGUAAGAGCUCAUGGCGAUAAAGAAUUAUAUUGGUUAGGUUUAUCAAUAGCUGGCGAUGAAAGUUAUAAUUUUAAUAAUAAAGCUGCAGGAGGUGUUGGUUCACUAGAUAUGAAUUUUAAAAGCGCCAACUCCAAAAAACUAUGUUCAAUUCAUCCUGCUCAUGUUUGGGGAGGUUUUAGUAAUAGUUUUAAUAAUUUUAAUAGUGAGCAGCAUUAUGAUGAUCAUGAUGAUUAUGAAAAUGAGAUUUAUUACAAUGCAAUUAAUGAUAAUCUUUAUGAUAAUUACAAUGACAUUGAAGAAAAUAGAUUAUUAUGGGUUAAUUCUGGGUUUCAAAAUUGUAAAAAAGAUGGAGCAUGGGAAAAAGAUAUUGAAAAAGAUGAGUUUAAAGAUAAUUUUAAAGAUUCUAAUGAAUUGAAGAAAUUUUAUUUUAAUUCAAUUAAAAUUGAGAAUUUAAUUAUACCACCUAGCCCAGAUGAGUAUCUUCAAGUAAGAAAAUCUCAAAAGUUUCAAGAUAAUAAAAUUGAAAACGAGCCAAAUAAGGGAUGGGUCAAAAGUGAUACUUGCGAUAGUUAUGUUUGGUGCACAUUUGAUAAGGUUGAUGGAAUCAGCGAAGGUAUUAGUAUUGAGUUUGACAAUUUAUCAAGGCUUUAUUUUAAUUUUUUGGGAGAAAUAUGGCAGUGUGGUAAGGAUUUUGCAAUUGAGAAGUUUUUGAAUGAUAGCUAA
Messenger RNA from Ascoidea rubescens DSM 1968, 2718 nucleotides. Its product is annotated as alpha-mannosyltransferase. NCBI's taxonomy places the organism in Eukaryota, Fungi, Ascomycota, Saccharomycetes, Ascoideales, Ascoideaceae. Gene Ontology annotation, biological process: protein O-linked glycosylation. Bases 1 to 2718 code for a protein of 905 amino acids. The record is from RefSeq and is a predicted model, not a curated record. The transcript is spliced from 2 exons. Gene Ontology annotation, molecular function: alpha-1,3-mannosyltransferase activity. Gene Ontology annotation, cellular component: Golgi apparatus.